AUGACAUCUCAAGAGGAGGACAUUAAUGAUCUUCACUUAAGCCUUGAUGCUGGUGACAACUUGGAGACAGAGUCAGUAUGUCUUCUAAACGGAAACAACACGGCCAACCAUGUCACAGAUGUAUCCGACACUCUUUUCUUAAGUAGAAGGGGCUUAAAAGACAUAACAAAUUCUGUUCUGGAAAUGACUAAACUGAAGAAUUUGUAUCUGGAAGGAAAUGAGAUAAACUCCCUUCCAGAUACUCUGUUCAGAAGUCUACCCAAUUUGGUUUGGCUGGACCUACGGAACAACCAGCUCACCCAUCUUCCUCCAAACAUCGGCCAGCAUCGAAACUUGAGAACGCUGUUGCUUGAACGAAAUCCUAUCAGAGAGCUUCCGCCGGAGUUGGGUCAUUUGAUCUGUUUGAAAGCCCUGAGUCUCAGGCUUUGCCCCAUCUCCUUCCCACCACAGGAGGUUGUGGAACAGGGUCUUCCAUACAUCCUCCAGUUUCUUCGGAGCACUAUGGCUGAACGACCCCUCAGUGUGCGCACCUCUCACCCAGUCUCAGAGAUGCCCCCUGUGGAGAGGCUGCAGUUGUCAGAGCUGGAGAAGUCCAGUCUGGAUCUGUGUGAAGAGGCAUCAGACCGUGACCUGCGACGCUUUGAGGAGCUCAAACAGAAGAUGAUCCAGAUGGACAGAGCAGAUUUAGGAUAUAGCAUACUUACCCUCCCACUGCUAGAUUACCCCAGGACAGCAGAGGGCAACAGAUCCCACAAAAAACACCCUCCUCCCUCUCUUCAGCGGAAAAUAGUUUCAAUUAAAGAAGUAGUCCCAGAGCUCCCCCCUUUUGAUUGUCAGUAUUGGAAGAAAUCAGAGGAGAGAAAACUAGCUGCCAUGAAGGAGUUCAAGGAAAAGCAAGCCAUUCUCGAGCAAAGGCGGAAAGAUCAGGAGCUGUUGCAUGAAUGGAGGAAUCAAGCCAUGGUCCUGCAGAAGAGGAAAACUCUAGAGCGCAAGCAGGACAGGAGAGAGCGACAAAAGAGAGAGGAGUCUCUGAGAAAAAUCGAGUCUUGCUGCUCAGACUCCCCGCUGAGACUGGCCCAUUUGGAGACAGGAAAAGGGCUAGCUAGUGAGAGCACAGUGUGUAUGAGAUGCGCAGAGUCAAUCGUACUGCAACAGUCACACUCGACCAGGGACAAGGCACAAGCCCAAUGGGGAGUGAAGAACAUACCUUAUGCCACAGAGACAUCUUGUUCUGAUAAUAAGAGCAAAGUCCAGUCCAACACUUCACAGAGUGCUACUCAGGGUGUCUCACAGGAAUCAGAGACAGAGCAGAAACAGAGGUCGUUAAGGUCACGCAGGGAGGUGGAUGAGUCCAGAGCUGCCCGGGAUCGUGAGCUGGAGCAGCGUAUACAGGGUCAUGUCCAGAUGAUGCAGCAACGGCGCCGAAAAUCCAAAGGAACUGCUAGGGAGGAAACAGAAGCUGCCAAAAGGGAAAUGGAAGAGGUGAAAAAACUGCAGAGUGAGGUCACACAGAAAAAAUAUGGAAGAGACCUGGAGUAUCGCUUUACUGCUUUUACUGGGUAG
Molecule: messenger RNA, 1563 nt
Organism: Chanos chanos (milkfish)
Lineage: Eukaryota; Metazoa; Chordata; Actinopteri; Gonorynchiformes; Chanidae
Product: leucine-rich repeat-containing protein 27-like
Exons: 11
Coding region: 1-1563 (520 amino acids)
Cellular component (GO): cytoplasm
Molecular function (GO): protein binding
Source: RefSeq, a predicted model, not a curated record